This is a messenger RNA of Thecamonas trahens ATCC 50062, 1045 nucleotides long. RefSeq lists its product as uncharacterized. Bases 122 to 925 code for a protein of 267 amino acids. NCBI's taxonomy places the organism in Eukaryota, Apusomonadida, Apusomonadidae. The transcript has a single exon. The record is from RefSeq and is a predicted model, not a curated record.
CUGCCUCCAGCGUCAAUCCUUCGCCGUUGCUCACCAUCGUUGAGCCGCCCGCCGACCGUUUGUCUGUUUCGGCACGGGACGGGCAGGCGGCAGCACUUCACACACUCGCACGCUCUCCAGCAUGGACCCCCGGGCACUCCUCAAGGACCUUCAAUCACACACGCUCUCGCUCACGCAUGAAGUGGCACCUGAGCGGACGGUGACGUACGCCAUUGAUGACUCGCACGAGCUGGUCAUCCACGAGGACGACUCGGGCGGCGUGGCGACGGUGGUGUGGCAGGCCGUCCUCGUCCAGUGCCGGUACAUGCUGCGUCAUGGCCUGGGCAAGCCUGGUGGAGCUUGCCUCGAGCUCGCCAAAGGCACCGUUGUCGAGCUCGGCGCAGGCACGGGCUUUGUUGGCCUCUUUAUGGCAAAGUACCUCGCAGGUGGAGACGUGGCCGAGUCGGACAGAGUCCUCGACCAGGUCUACCUCACCGACAUCGAUGCGCCAAAGGUCAUGGCCGUCCUCGACGCCAACGUGGCCGCAAACGGCGUCGCCGACGUCUGUACCGUCGCUCCGCUAGAUUGGCGCGCGCCCGAAGAGUGGUCGCACACAUCGAGCGAGGCCGCCGACGGCAAGCCGGUCCCGGCCCACAUUGUCGUCUGCGAGUGCGUGUACAAUGGCUACUUCCACGAAGCCCUCCUCGCCUCGCUACGCCAUCUCGCCGGCAGUGAGACCCUUAUUCACAUCUGCUUUGCUGAGCGCAACCCCGAGGGCGAGGCGGCCUUCUUUGUCCGCGCCGCAGAGCUCGGCUUUGAGGUCACCAAGAUUGCCGACGACAUUGUCGACGCCUGCAAGUCGUCCAACGACGCCAUCGGCGACAACGAGGCCCCGGUCUAUCUGUACAUGCUGCAAAAGGCGUCGACGCCGCCUGCUGCAUCGUAAACGUUCAUGCCUACACCUGCCGCCGGCCUCAUGUCCGCCGGCGUGUCGUGCACGCCUGCCGCGGCCGGCGCGGGUUCUUGUGCCGGGCCCGCGCCCGCACUCCCUUGCGCGCCCCGCGGG